AUUUCAUCUCCCCCUUCGCCAUUUCCCUCUCUCUCUCUCUGCACCACUCUCUUCUUCCUCGCCACCGUUUUCCGACUGUUUUGCUGCAUUUCUGCGUUUCCAGCCGACCGCGGGGCUUUGGUUGAAUCUGUGUAUUCGAUUUGGAUUUAUUUGUCAAUUUGGGCCCAUGGCUGCUGAAUCUCAGGUUCAGUCCACCGCCGCUAGCCAGGGUGCUUCAGCUGGCGAAUCUAGAGCAAUAUCACCUCAUAGCGAUGGCUAUAUACCUAAGGUGAGGAAACCUUAUACCAUAAAAAAGCAGAGGGAAAGAUGGACUGAGGAGGAACAUAAAAGGUUUGUCGAAGCCCUGAAGCUGUAUGGUCGUGCUUGGUGUCAAAUCGAAAAGCACGUGGGUACGAAAACUGUCAUCCAAAUCAGGAGUCAUGCCCAAAAGUUCUUUGCUAAGGUCACUCGAGAUUCAGGGGGGAUCGAUGUUGAUGGAUCUUUGAAUCCAAUUGAUAUUCCUCCUCCUCGGCCCAAAAAGAAACCUUCACACCCAUACCCUCGUAAAGCAGUUGACUCUGCUAAAACAAAAGUUGUUACGUCAAUUCUAGUAGAAGGAUCAGCUGAUAUUUCUGUUAGUGAAAGAGAUAGUUACUCUCCAACUUCUGUUCUUUCAACUGUCGGCUCUGACAACUUGGAAUGUACAGGUGCCGGGAUGAGCAAAUCUUGUCUUUCACCAGUUUCGAAUGCAGCUGACGCACUUUCUUCCAACUUAUUAAAUUCAGAGAAUGAUAAUGAAUAUACAACAUCAAACUUGUCUUCAAAGGAAAAUGAUGAUUGUCAUUUUCCCAUCAAAAUAUCUCCUGCGCCAAUUCCAAAUAAAAAAUCUACUGUGAAGUUUGAGCUUUUUCCUGAAGAGACAGAACCUUCUAUGGAUUUCCGAUGUAAUGAAGAACCUCAUAUUAAGCUCUUUGGCAAGACUGUUCGUGUAAGAGAUUCUAUGAAACAGUGUCUAGAAGUUGUGGUGAACUCUGAACCAUUGCAGUCUGUCGUUUCCAUUGACAAAUCUGAAUGCAAUAAUGAAGAUCUUCUUAAUGACUCGCAUUGCAACAACUUGGGAAUAUAUAUUGAAAAUCCAUUAAAGAAAGGAGCUGAAGAUGGAUUUCGGAAUGAAGGAUCUAUGUGCAUCUCAAAAGGAGAAGUCAGUGCUAACCAAAACAGCGGUGUUAGUGAAGCAGAGACUGCAAUGAAAUUAGGGAAAAGAAAAUGUCGAGAAGGUUUUGUCCCAUACAAGAGAUGCAUUAUAGAGAAGGAUGGCGAAUCAUCUUUAUAUCAAGGGGCCCAAGGAGCUGGAGUUUGUCAUAACAUCCUUCUCUGGAAUGGAAGCUGCUCUUAGCACUCAUUGUUCUGCGUACACUUUGGCCAUUCAUCAGUUCGACGUUGCUGUUAAUUGAUUGGUGAUGUUGAAGAUUUGAAAGAUAACUUCUAGUGACUUCUAUCGGUUUAACCUCUCAAUUAGUUGGAAGCUACACUGACUGGUAGUGAAAUUCCAUUGAACAGUGUGCGGUUAGAGUAAGAUUAUUUGUUUUGGAUAUUUAUUGAUCUGUAAUCUAAGCUGUAUCUGGUGACCUGUGUAGCAUUUGUUUUAAUGGUAGCUUUAGUGGCAGUACCUUUUGAUUUAA
This is a messenger RNA of Andrographis paniculata, 1661 nucleotides long. Its product is annotated as protein REVEILLE 1-like. The coding region runs from base 167 to 1375 and encodes 402 amino acids. The transcript has 6 exons. The record is from RefSeq and is a predicted model, not a curated record. Lineage: Eukaryota; Viridiplantae; Streptophyta; Magnoliopsida; Lamiales; Acanthaceae. Gene Ontology annotation, molecular function: DNA binding.